UUACACUUGUGUUUCAAAUCUACCACCGUUCACAGCGGGCACAUCCGAGCAGAGGGUCCAAAGCCGGCAGCUCUUCCCUGCCCGUGAGACCCCCGCCCGGCCGGGACGGAGACGCGUUGGUUGAGUGGAGCAGAAGAGCCGCUGCGCUUUGGCAGCAGCCGCUGCACCGUCACAGCUGGAGGAUGAACGAGCUGACAUGUCGUCCUUCAUGUCUCCGACCCGCAGGAAGGACGAGGACCCAACAAUGCAUCUGUGUGGUGGGCUUCCUGGACUUGUUUGGGGUGAGCAUGAUCAUCCCGCUGCUGAGCCACCACGUGAAGGCUCUUGGAGCCAGUCCCACUGUGGCCGGUAUAGUAGUGUCUACAUAUGGGAUCUUACAGUUCUUCUCAAGCACAAUAGUUGGCAGCUGGAGUGACGUGGUGGGACGGAGGUACUCUCUGCUCACCUGUCUGCUGCUGAGUGCUCUCGGCUAUGGCCUGCUGGGGAUGUCCACCAGCAUCCCUUUGUUUGUCCUCGCACGGAUACCUGUGGGACUGUUCAAGCACUCCCUGUCAAUCUGCAGAGCACUGCUCUCUGACCUGGUGUCUGAGUCAGAGCGCCCUCUGGUGAUGGGACACUUUAAUGCAGCCUCCAGUGUCGGCUUCAUCCUGGGACCUGUGGUGGGUGGCUACCUCACUGAGCAUGAAGGGGGCUUUUAUACCUCCUCCUUCACCUGUGCAGCCAUCUUCCUCAUGAAUGCAGGACUGGUUUGGAUGCUGCCGUGGAACGAGACCCUGGUUCACCGUAACACAAACUCCAGCAAUGAUUUGAGUAAACGUUGUCAUGACGACCACUGUUGGAAAUCUGUGCAGAAUGGUUCUCAUGCAAAAGGACACCACACGCUGCCGGCAGGAGACGCUCAACCAGACUCCACAGCUCCAGGGAAGCACCAAGGUGGUCUCCGGUGGAGCGAGGUGUCUCUGCUGCAGCCUGUUUGGAGACAGCUGUCGUUAGUGGGCUCCAGGAUAAAAAUGGUCGCCUCCUCUGACAUGUGGGACCUCUUUCUGGUGCGUCUUCUGAUGGGCAUAGCUAUCAUGCUUUACUACAGUAACUUCUCUCUGGCCAUGGAGGAGCGUUUCUCGCUCAAACCAAAGAUGACAGGUUAUCUGAUCAGCUACAGCAGCACCUUGGGGGCCUUGGCCGGGUUCCUGGUGGGGCCCGUCACUCAGCUCUACAGGAACAACAUGGCUGCUCUGCUGCUUCACUCCACGGUGCUCACCUGCUCACUUAUCUUCCUCUAUGCUGCCGCGCCCAACGUUUGGCAGGUGGUUCUCUCCUCCACCUUCUUCGCCAUUUCCACCAGCAUUGGACGGACGUGCAUCACAGACCUAGAGCUGCAGAGGGGAGGGGUCCAGGCCAGUGGGACUCUGAUUGGUGCCGGGCAGUCGGUUACAGCUGUCGGUCGCGUCUUGGCUCCCCUUCUUUCGGGUCUCGCUCAGGAGUUCAGCCCCUGUGGUCCCCCGAGUCUCGGAGUGGUCCUGGCUCUUGCAGCUGUAGGUUUACUGCUCAUCAGGAUCCCAAAGUGGGACGGGAGAGGAAUGACCAAAACAGCCAAACUCGGAAAAUCUGAGUAACUUAAAACAUUUAAAAGGCACAUUCACCAGCCAAAGAAGUGCACUUACUAGUGAGAGGCCAGUUGUGAAGGACUAGUAGUGGGAUCCAUGUGUCCCACUCAAGCAUGUUUCUUGAUAGUUUGGCCUUUUGCAGACAGAUUUCUGAGUCAAAAUGGUUUGUCACCACCAGCAGUGCUGUCCUACUUUUUGGGAGAAAGGAUUCAUAACACAUAUAUGGCCUUUGAUUUCUACUGUAUGUUUGUAACCACUACUUUGUCCAAAAUCCCUAAAGUGUUAAGGUCUGCUGAUGAAACACCAAACACCUAAAGAACUUUUACUGUUUAACCAAAUUAUACACACUCGAAAAUAUAAAUUCCCUAGACACCCUCAUUUUUCCCCCCAUCAAGAUCUUUUUUUUUUCUGAGAAAUCAACCAAAAUAUUGAAAAACACACAUUUUAAAGAAAGUGAAAAAAAUACCUGGAUCUUUCUUGACACAUUUUGCAUCCUUCCACCAAGUUAAGUGGCAAUCCGUCCAGUGAUCCUGCUGACAAACAAACAAACAGAUGAAAACACAACCUCCUUGUUGGAGGUUGAUAAAUUGAUAUAUCACUUUGUUGUACUUAAGGAGUCCCCAAGUUGGUUUUACACAUUUUUACCUCAAUGUUUCUUCUAAUGCACUGCAACUUAAAUGGUUCCCACGGUGGUAUAUGAGCAAAUGUGUGCUCUAGUCUUUGACUGUUAAAUUUCACAGUUACAAAGAUUUGUUACUUUAUUGUAAAAUACGUUCAAAUGGACCUAUAAAGAACUAAGCUCAGUUUUCCAGGCACCAGUUUUCUUUAAAAAUCGAAUUACUGUUUAAAAAGAAGAAAAUGGUGUAAGCUCAUGUUAUAGACAAUAAAUCUUGUAUGAAAUGUCACAAUGAAUAA
Molecule: messenger RNA, 2519 nt
Organism: Paralichthys olivaceus (Japanese flounder)
Lineage: Eukaryota; Metazoa; Chordata; Actinopteri; Pleuronectiformes; Paralichthyidae
Gene: slc67a2
Product: major facilitator superfamily domain containing 9
Biological process (GO): transmembrane transport
Molecular function (GO): transmembrane transporter activity
Source: RefSeq, a predicted model, not a curated record